Emiliania huxleyi CCMP1516 is the source of this 1221-nucleotide messenger RNA. RefSeq lists its product as hypothetical. Gene Ontology annotation, molecular function: oxidoreductase activity; zinc ion binding. The record is from RefSeq and is a predicted model, not a curated record. Bases 1 to 1221 code for a protein of 406 amino acids. Lineage: Eukaryota; Haptophyta; Isochrysidales; Noelaerhabdaceae. The transcript has a single exon.
AUGAGGGUUGUUGUCACGGGCUCGACGCGCGGUAUAGGCCGUACUGUGGUGGAGACACUUUCGCGCGCCGGCCAGAACACCAUCUUCCUCGGGUGCCGUGAUCUGGAAGCCGGCAGAGCGCUCGCGGCGGAACUCGGUGGCGGCGCCGUGCCGCUUCUGCUUGACGUUACAGAUGAUGCCUCGGUCGCCGCCGCCGCCGCGAGCGUCCUGGCCACAGGGAGCCAGCUUGACGCGCUGGUGAACAACGCCGGCGUGCUUCUGGAACGCAAGGGCACGGCGUUGGCGUCCAUCGUUGAGCCCACCUUGCGGGUGAACUUGCGAGGCGCCGUCUCGGUGACCGCCGCGUUCCGCCCGCUCAUUCGAGAUGGGGGGCUCAUCGUCAACAUCUCGUCGGGCGCCGGCACGUUCGUGACGGGGCAGCUCGACCCCUCGGUUCGCGCGAGGCUGGAGGCGAUGGACGCGGCUCGCCUCCAAGAGGCCAUCGCUCGCCUCGCAGCCGCGGCCGCCGCGUCGCCGACGCACCAGCCGGACGACACGCCCAUCUACGGCGUGAGCAAGGCGGGGCUCAACUACUACACUCAGCUCGAGGCGCGCGAGAACCCGCGCCUUCGCGUCGUCGCCUGCUCGCCGGGCUUUUGCCGCACGGCCAUCGCCGGUGCCGACGCAGACUACAGCAGACGUGAGCCCAAGGAGGCGGCGCUCGGCGCGGAUGUGGUGGUAAAGCUCCUCUUGGGCGACCUCGGCCGCGACUCGGGACGCUUCUACAAAGAGUGCAGCAAGCCGGGCACCUCGCUCGAAGCGGCACGCUCCAAGCAAGAGCCGUGGGUAGCGAGCUUUGCGAAAGGCAACUUUUGCGCCCUCACGCCCGCGCAGCAGCGGAAGGCCAUUGACGGGCCAGAAGCGGCUCCGCAAGCGACGAGCACGUCGUCAGCCCCGCCGGCCAAGCGCGCAAAGGCGAGCCACGAAGCACCGCCCGCUGCGCCUGCCGCCGCCGCCGCCGCCGCCGCCGCGUCGUGGCAGGUCUUUCUCGGCGGUUCCUUUCGGCCAUACGAGGAGCCCGUGCAAGCGACGAUCGAGGCGGCGUGGCAGAGUGCCGAUGCCGCAGUGGAGGUGACGAUUCGCGGCCAGGCGUACGUCCUUGACUUUGCGGAGAGCAGGCAGCGCCAGAAGAGCGACCCAUCGCGCUCCCGAGCCAUCAAGCGCGUCGUGUCGCUGUCGUAA